AUGGAAAGUGGUGCCAAGCCCUUCGCACAUUUCGGGCGCCAAGAUUUUAGCGUGGUUUUCUUGUUCCUUCCCAAAGUCGCAAACUUCCUGCGACGACGAAUAGUCACAGCUUCAACCACAAAUUCCACCAAGACAAACUCGCGUUGUGCACGAUCUCCCGAAGAGCGCCUGAGACUCGUGACAAUGCUUAUCCCAAAGGCUGACCGCAAGAAGAUCCACGAGUACCUCUUCCGAGAAGGUGUACUCGUGGCCAAGAAGGACUACAACCUUCCCAAGCACCAGGAUCUCGAUGUCAAGAACCUCUUCGUCGUCAAGGCCUGCCAAUCCUUAACCUCUCGAGGCUACCUCAAGACCCAAUUCUCCUGGCAAUACUACUACUAUACCCUCACACCCGAGGGCCUCGACUACCUUCGAGAAUGGCUCCAUCUCCCAGCUGAAAUCGUCCCAGCAACCCAUAUCAAGCAGCAGCGAAACCCAACCCACGUCCCACGAGGCAUGAUGGGUGGAGACGACCGAGGUCCACGAGGCCGAGGCGGUCCACGAAGAGAUCGAGAGGAAGGUGGUUACCGACGACGAGAUGCUGGUGAAGGUGGAAAGGAGGGUGAUGCUCCAGGUGGAUACCAACCACAAUUCCGUGGUGGAUUUGGAAGAGGCCGAGGACGAGGUGGUGAUGCUCCUGCUGCAUCUUAG
Lithohypha guttulata is the source of this 690-nucleotide messenger RNA. RefSeq lists its product as uncharacterized. The coding region runs from base 1 to 690 and encodes 229 amino acids. The transcript is spliced from 3 exons. The record is from RefSeq and is a predicted model, not a curated record. Gene Ontology annotation, molecular function: RNA binding; structural constituent of ribosome. Lineage: Eukaryota; Fungi; Ascomycota; Eurotiomycetes; Chaetothyriales; Trichomeriaceae. Gene Ontology annotation, cellular component: cytosolic small ribosomal subunit.